Molecule: messenger RNA, 2386 nt
Organism: Nilaparvata lugens (brown planthopper)
Lineage: Eukaryota; Metazoa; Arthropoda; Insecta; Hemiptera; Delphacidae
Gene: cv
Product: protein twisted gastrulation
Exons: 5
Coding region: 403-1134 (243 amino acids)
Biological process (GO): regulation of BMP signaling pathway
Source: RefSeq, a predicted model, not a curated record
UCCGGAAAUUCCAGACAGCCUGGAGUGUGAAGACAGUGGGAGAGAGAGAGAGUGAGCGACAGAAUGGAUUGACUGAAAGGAGAGGGAAUGACAACUCUUGAAUCUUGACCACCAACGAGAAUCAAGCAUUCGUUUUCCUUCGUAGUUCGUACAUAACUGAGACCACACACCAUCGAGAGAGUCCAUACCUCCGUAGUUGGCACGUUUGAAAGGUGAUUUACUCAGUUUUAAUUUGAAGUUCGUGUUUCUCCUGCUUAUUAUUUAAAAUUCUAUAAUGUAACUAAGUGAAACAAAGUUUUAAUUAACCAGAGUAUAAUUUGUUGUGACACCUGAGUUUAUAAAAAGUGAAAUGACCUUGCUUAUUGGAUUUUUUGCGGCAUAAUAUUAACAAAUUGAAUCGAAAUGCUACGAAUACUUUUCGCAACAGCCGUGGCUGUACUAGCCACAUUAGUAUUGUACAUUCCCGGACCCACUGAAGCUUGUAACGAAGCCGUUUGUGCCAGUAUAGUCAGUAAAUGCAUGAUCACACAAUCAUGUAAAUGCGACCUGAAGAACUGUUCUUGUUGUAAAGCAUGCUUCAGUUGUCUCAGUUAUUUGUAUAGCGAGUGCUGUUCGUGUGUAGACAUGUGCCCUAAACCAAACAACACCAGGAACGCUCUGAGCAAGAAGAGUCACGUGGAAGAUCUGCCAGAAGCCAUUCCCAACCUGUUCCAGGUGUUGACAGCCGAACCAGACUCACAACAGCGUUGGCUCACGUUCACCUUCCCCGUCGACUUCGACAUCAACAUUUUCAGGCCGAAAUUCGAGAAAGAAAUCAAAUAUUCCACAAACUUGGCAGAACAAGAAGUGGACCCGAUCAAGGACAUAGUGACGUUGAACUGUUCAGUGGCGUUCAUGUCACAGUGCAUGUCGUGGAACAAAUGCAAGGCCAGCUGUCAGUCAAUGGGCGCCGCCUCCUAUCGCUGGUUCCACGACGGAUGCUGCCAGUGUGUGGGCGACAAGUGCAUCAAUUAUGGCAUCAAUGAGAGCAGGUGUCUACAGUGUCCACUCUCCAAAGAAGUGAUCAUCCCAGAAGAAGCCCUGGAUUACGGAGAAGAAGAUGAAGUUAUCGAGUCCGAAGCUUUAGCAUCAUAAUAAGUAUAACACUCCUGUUUAUUCUAACCAGGACCUCCUAUAUAUCACCUACAGGAGGCCUUGAUCAUACAUCACUUUCCCAACGUCACGCAUUCAAUCAUCAAUCAUAUUCAUAUUUUUAGACGUAUAUUCUCGUAGGAACAUCUUGCUCAAAAAUUAGUGUGUAUUAUUAGAAAUCGUGUAGAUAACAAUUUUAUUUUUCAUUGUAUUUAGACACUCGACCCAAUAUGCCAUGAUUGAUCACAUUUAAGGUGUGGUUUGGCCCACAUAUCAGCAUCAGAGUCAGUGACCGGUACAGUGAAAAUAUAAUUCCUAUGAGUUCUAAUGGGUCCAUUCUCACUCAGCCCGGUCGGACUAGUAUGAACAGUCCCAUUAGAACUUAUGGGAAUGAUAUUUCUCAUUGUACCGGAUACUUUCACUGAUACUGAUUUGUGUGAAUCCCUAUUUAUUAUCAAUGCUCUCUUGAUAUUUUAUUUGGUUGACCUCCAUUUAGAAUUUAUUAUAGUAGAUUCUAUAGAUAUUAGAUCUGUGAUUGUGCCAUUCUUAAUUUCUAUGAUGUAUACAGUUACAUUGAACUUGAUGUGUAUUUCUGUGUGGAAAUGUUUUUCCAAAUUUUUAACAUUCAAUUUUUUUGUUUAAUCUUCAAUUUGAUCUUGAAAUUACCUACUUAAUAGCUUAUAGUUAUUUUCAUUUUAUUUUAUAAAGCAUACUGUAAAAUUGUAUCUUGUAUAUCAACUUGAAAGUAAUUUAAGCUUUCACUUUUCAAAAUAGAUUGUAAAUUUUAUAUUACUGUGCAUGAAUUAAGUAGUAUCCCUUGACAUGUUUGAGUUUUUCGUGUUUCAAGUUUCUAUUAUCUGAAUAAUACUCUUGUGAAACUGAAUUGGAAAAUAUUUGAAUCAGUUCAAUCUUAUCAAUAAGAUUAAAAGUAUCAAUUAGUUUAAAUUAGAUUAGAUCAAUUAAAUCAAUAGAUUAUUUUAAUUAAAUCAAUAGAUUUAAAUUAUCAAUAAGUUUAUCAAGUCAAAACCUGUUAUCCAGUUUCAAAUUUCAUAUUAUUUGUUUCUUCUCCAAGAAACAUAAUUGAUGUUUUAUUUCAUGACUUUCUUAGAAAUAUGAAAUAUUCUAAUUGAACUCAAUUCUGCCAAAUCCAAUAUUGCUGAUGUAAUAUACGCAUAUACAAAUCGUCAUGUAUAAGUAAGAUCUUUUGUAAUAUUUUUAUAUCUCUUUACAAAUAAAUUAUUCUACUUAAAAUCUU